Messenger RNA from Symbiodinium natans, 2058 nucleotides. NCBI's taxonomy places the organism in Eukaryota, Dinophyceae, Suessiales, Symbiodiniaceae. The record is from the annotation of a GenBank genome assembly.
AUGGAGUCAGACGACCAGGCUCCACCAGGAGGGCCGGACGGGGCGGAGCAGCCGGAGCAGCCGCCGGAGCCACCGCAGCCACCGCAGGCGGAGCCACCGGGAGCAGAGCCACACGAGCCACCGGAACCCUCCGGUUCAGAUGGGAAGCCUUCGGCUCCAGAGCCUCCUGUGGACGCUCUCGCCACGGCGGAGCCCAACACGGAGCCCAACACGGAGCUCCCGGCGAGCCCUGAGACUGAGGGUCCCGCCCUGGAGGAGGGCACGACGCUGCAGGGAGCCGAGGCCGCUCAGCCGGAGAUGGAGGCGCAGCCCGUCGAGCCCGGCGGCGAGCCCGUCAGCGAGCCCGUCGGCGAGUUUGGGGCGCCUGGCAGCCUGGAGCCAGCAAUGGCACCUCCAGCGCCGGGAGGAGCACCGGACGGUGAAGCCACAGCUGCAGCGGAAGCCCCAGCUCCAAAGACCGAGCCCGACAUGAACGGCGAAGCAACCCACUCCACACCCGAGACUGGAACAUCCGAAGCUGCCGCGAAUCCAUCGAAUGGAGCUGAUGACCCAGCCUACAAGCACUCUAUUGACCUGCCCCCUCGAUGGAGCAUCCGUCCUAAGACGAAUUUUGGAUCUCCGUUCAAAUCCUCAAAGCAGGCGGAUGAAGGCGGCAUGGCGCCUGACAUGAGCUCCAAGUACAACGAAAUCAGACCUCGGGCACCAGCCUACAGCAUGAUUCCACGGAGCUCUGGCAUCACCAAGACAUCAGAUCAGCCGGGGCCGGGUGAGUACGCACAGCCCAGCACGCUCUAUGGCUCGCACCCGCAACUACCGGUACCUGGCCGGGUCUGCAAAUCAACGCAGCGCCGCACUGGACCUACGGAUCAGUUGGGGGAGAUGAAGAACAACCCGAGUCCACAUGACUAUGACAUCGUGUGCUCAGGGCCAGACAAAUCCCACAAGUUUGGCCGUGUGGAUCAGGCAUCCGCGCCAAAGUUCACGAUGCGCGCAAAGGUUGCUUUCGGAUCCCAGUUCAAAUCGUCAAAGCAGGCGGAAGAAGGUGGUAUGGCAGGUGACAUGAGCUCCAAGUACAACGAAAUCAGACCUCGGGCACCAGCCUACAGCAUGAUUCCACGGAGCUCUGGCAUCACCAAGACAUCAGAUCAGCCGGGGCCGGGCGAGUACGCACAGCCUAGCACGCUCUAUGGCUCGCACCCGCAACUACCGGUACCUGGCCGGGUCUGCAAAUCAACGCAGCGCCGCACUGGACCCACGGAUCAGUUGGGGGAGAUGAAGAACAACCCGAGUCCACAUGACUAUGACAUCGUGUGCUCAGGGCCAGACAAAUCCCACAAGUUUGGCCGUGUGGAUCAGGCAUCCGCGCCAAAGUUCACGAUGCGCGCAAAGGUUGCUUUCGGAUCCCAGUUCAAAUCGUCAAAGCAGGCGGAAGAAGGUGGUAUGGCAGGUGACAUGAGCUCCAAGUACAACGAAAUCAGACCUCGGGCACCAGCCUAUAGCAUGAUUCCACGGAGCUCUGGCAUCACCAAGACAUCAGAUCAGCCGGGGCCGGGCGAGUACGCACAGCCUAGCACGCUCUAUGGCUCGCACCCGCAACUACCGGUACCUGGCCGGGUCUGCAAAUCAACGCAGCGCCGCACUGGACCCACGGAUCAGUUGGGGGAGAUGAAGAACAACCCGAGUCCACAUGACUAUGACAUCGUGUGCUCAGGGCCAGACAAAUCCCACAAGUUUGGCCGUGUGGAUCAGGCAUCCGCGCCAAAGUUCACGAUGCGCGCAAAGGUUGCUUUCGGAUCCCAGUUCAAAUCGUCAAAGCAGGCGGAAGAAGGUGGUAUGGCAGGUGACAUGAGCUCCAAGUACAACGAAAUCAGACCUCGGGCACCAGCCUACAGCAUGAUUCCACGGAGCUCUGGCAUCACUAAGACAUCAGAUCAGCCGGGGCCCGGACAGUAUUUGCUGCCGAGCACGUUGCUUCGUAGCAUUAGUCAUUUGGUUUUGGGCUUGGUGAGGGACAUUAUUGAAGAACUGCGACAUCGUCCUAGCACUAUAUACUCGUAG